This is a messenger RNA of Anastrepha obliqua, 687 nucleotides long. RefSeq lists its product as uncharacterized. The transcript is spliced from 3 exons. The coding region runs from base 50 to 487 and encodes 145 amino acids. The record is from RefSeq and is a predicted model, not a curated record. NCBI's taxonomy places the organism in Eukaryota, Metazoa, Arthropoda, Insecta, Diptera, Tephritidae.
AAGUUUAGUCGCCUCCAGAGUUUUGUUGGAGGCGCAUUGGCAGUUGCUGAUGUGCUGGAGUUUUAAAGCUUUGUUGUGGCUUACAGCGCUGCUCUGCCUCGGUGGUGGGCGAGUAGCAGCAUGGCAGGCACGAGGAAACUAUCACAGCGAUGCACAUCCUGGUAAAUGCACGAUCACCGAAACGGUUAUCCUCUCGCCUGGCGAGACAGUCAAAUCACCAGAUGACUGUGCCGAAAUACGCUGUGAAAACGAAAAUGGCGAUGCACAAACCAGUGGCUGCAGCGCUAUUGGCACCCCAGAUGGCUGCAUGUGGGGCGAUGCUGUCAAUCAACAUGCGCCCUUUCCGGAGUGUUGUGCUCGGCAUUUGAUCUGCGACGGUGGGUUGAAUAAUGAGACGCUGCUUUAUCAACAAAAUGUUUGGGAAAUGUUUUUGCCUAAUCUGAAAGCUGCUGCAGCGCAAGGUGCACUGGAAAUGAAGCAGCAGUAAACUUUAAGAAUUUUAAAUCAUUUUUUCCUUCUUCUUACAUUUAAUAAUCAAAAAUACUAACUAAACUAAAUUUUUACUAAUUAAGAUGGCAUUUUAGAUGUAAUAAUUGGAACGUGUUAAUGGCAUAGCAUGACUAGUAGUAAAUACAUAUAAGUAUAAAGUAUAAAAUAUAUGUUUGUGUUUAAAAAAUUUGCUCAAAA